This is a messenger RNA of Cokeromyces recurvatus, 2878 nucleotides long. RefSeq lists its product as uncharacterized. The record is from RefSeq and is a predicted model, not a curated record. Lineage: Eukaryota; Fungi; Mucoromycota; Mucoromycetes; Mucorales; Mucoraceae. The transcript is spliced from 2 exons. Gene Ontology annotation, molecular function: protein binding. Bases 43 to 2817 code for a protein of 924 amino acids.
CUUGGAGUAUCUUAUUUUUUGCUGGUUUUAUAAUAAGUGACCAUGGUUCAUAUGCGGUGUCAACACCUGCAUUUAGAAGCUUUACGAAACACUAAUCAUCGUAUUUUACAGCAAUGGAAAAUGUUCCUAUUUUCUUACCAUCAACUAAGACAGGCUUCUAGUCUAGUAGUAAGAUCUAAGCUAGCAACACAUGAUAUAGAUCUACACCGGCAUUUACGGCAAUUGAAAUCGUCUGGCAAACAGCGAAUUCCUAUUCAAAUUGCUUCAAAAAUCAACAAACAUCUGACUUCGUCAUCUAUAGCCAUGGCCAUUCAUGGUCAUCUACAGCACUUUCAAUAUGAUGAAGCUUGGAAAUUAUUUGAUGAUAAUCAUACACGAUUGCCUCGUCUCACAGCUCGUAUGUUACUCGAUUCUCUUUUAAAUGACACCUUAGAGAAUCGAAAUUGCCUUAAACUUAAUUUUGGAAAACUUCAGCAAAUCUAUCUUGAAAGGUUAAAUGUUUUAGCAACUCAUAAUACCUGGGACACGCACGAAACUGGUCUUAUUAUUGAACUUUAUGGUUUACUCGAUCAACUCCCUCAAGCAGAGCGCAUUUUUCGAAAAUCAUCCAAAGAUAUUGAGCUUUGUAACCAAUUAUUAUCUGUUUAUGUACAACAUCUUAAAGAUAAUAAACAUUUGAUGGCAGCUAAAAUAAAAGCUCUUGAACAAGAUGUUGUAGUGCGACGAAAGAUAGCAGACACAACUUUUUAUAAUCUGUUAUUAAUGGCUAAUAUGGAUGAUGUAACGACGUUUGAACAAAUUGCUCAAGAAAUUACUGAACAUAACCGUACCACCUAUCAUAUACUUUUGGAGUUUUACUUGAAGCGAUGUCAUACAAGACAUGGGAAGGAAAAGGUACAAGAAUUUUUGGACAAGAUAAAUCCUAAUAGGACGACAUUCAAGCGAUUAUUAAAUGGUUUAGCCGAUCAUAUAAAGUAUUUGGUUCAUAUGAAGCAAGAGGAGGAAAUGGCUGAAACAAUCAAAUCUGUGAAUGACCUGUAUCGAUCUAUGAUUGAUAUGGGAUAUCAACCAGACACAGAAAUACUCAAUAUACUACUAAAGUGUUAUACGAGGGCAAACAAUGAUGAGCAAAUUAAACGGACUAAAGACAUGUUUUUUAUGCCAAAAAAGAAGGGAAAAGGUGGUAAUAGUGGUAAACGGAAGAAAAAGGCUAAAUCAAAAACGGUAGCAUAUAAAGUGAUGCCUGACACAUAUACAUUCAAUACGCUUAUGCACUAUUAUUUGGCAAAUAAUAAUAACGAUCUAGCUUUCAUUAUGUAUGAUAGCAUGGUUAGACUUAAGUUAGAUCCAGAUACAGUUACUUAUGGUAACUUCAUUGGGCAUUAUGCUGAAAAGGGAGAAGUUAUAGAAUGUCUAAAGUAUUUAGAUGUAAUGCGACAAAAGGGAAUUCCAGUUAAUUCUUUUAUUUAUAAUGCAUUGUUAAACUGUUCAUUAAAAUAUCCUCAAGAGGCAGAUCUUUUAAAGCCACAGUUACGAUCUUUAUUAGCGAAUCAGCCGGACUUAAUCGAUCAAGUUUCGUCUAAUAUUCAACUGACGAAUUAUAAAGGCGAUCAUAAAGGGUUUAUAGAUCUUUUGGAGCAAGUUAUGACGGUCAAUAAUGGUAGAUUAGAAACGCGUACCUACAAUACUAUUCUUCACACUGUAGGUAAACUAUAUUAUAAACCCAGGAAUCAAGAUCAUAUCCUAGCAUCAUUGGAUUUGGAAAAUAUUAUAGCUUCACUUGAUAGACAUACACAGUUAGAACCUGACAUCUACACCUAUGCUCUCAAAAUUCGUAACGCCGUUUAUCUUGAUGACAUAUCUACCGCCGAACAUAUCUUUAAAGAUAUGAUUGAUGCAGGGAUCAAGCCAAACGCCUACGUUUUCUCACAUCUUAUUUAUGGAUAUAGUAAACGUGGCAAAAUGGAUUCUGCAGAGCAAAUUAUGCAGCAUAUGUCACAUUAUGCAAUAUUACCCAAUGUAGUCCAUUAUGCCUGUCUUAUCAAAGGUUAUUCAGAUGCAUCUGAAUUUGAUAAAGCCUAUGAAACGUUUCGUACUAUGUUAAAAAAACCUAUACACGGUGAUGUUGUACUUUAUACAAUUUUAGCUUCCAUGUUUUUAAAAAGUCGAGGAUCCUGGUAUGCAAUUGAGCUAAUAGAAGGUAUUCAGAAUGCUGGCAUGAAGAUGGAUGGAGCUGCCUUAACGGUACUCAUUGAAGCAUAUGCUUCUACAGGUUCUGCUAAAAUUUCAAAAAUUCAGGAAUUAUGUAACGAAUUGAGAAAGCAUAAUUGGUUAGAUUCAAGAGCGAUUACAACAUCAAUUAUGGCAUAUUAUUAUUUAAAGCAGCCAAAAGCUGCACUUGAUUUUUGGAAUACGCUUAAAUCAGAUCAUGUACAACUAUCAACUACGCAUUACAAUUCAAUGCUUAAAACAUUAAUACAGUUUGGAGAUGGAGUAGCGGCAGGCUACUCAAUAGCAAAGGAAAUUUUUUUUGAGAUGCCAGAACCAGAUUCUAAUACACUUGAUUUAAUGAUCUGGGCAGCACAUGAAAUGUCAGAUGGUGAAAUGAUACGUAAGAUUUGGACGAGUAAAACAUCUAAAAAGGAUAGACCGUUAAUGGCCCGAAGCUACUAUGCGUUAAUGAAAGGUCUAAAUGAUAAUAAUAUGGCUCGAUCUGUAUUCGAAGAGUAUCAGAAGUUACAGGAUUUGCCUAAUUCAACAUCUGUUUGGAUAAAUUUUAUUAAUAAGUUAGCAGUUCAACAAGGAUUUAAAAAAUGAAGAGUUAUACCUAUAUAUUAUUAUUCUGUUUUCACCCAUGUAUACAUACAUAUAACCUUCU